Messenger RNA from Protomyces lactucae-debilis, 945 nucleotides. RefSeq names its product Sec14 cytosolic factor. Lineage: Eukaryota; Fungi; Ascomycota; Taphrinomycetes; Taphrinales; Protomycetaceae. The record is from RefSeq and is a predicted model, not a curated record. The transcript has 3 exons. Bases 1 to 945 code for a protein of 314 amino acids.
AUGGCUUCCCUGGACUCCUACCCGCAGACAUGCCCAUCCGCUGGACUAGGUUACCCCGGCAACCUCACUGCAGAGCAACAGACGAAACUGGAACAGUUGCGCAGCGAACUCGUGGCAGAAAGCUACAAGGAACGGACAGAUGAUGCAUCUCUUCUACGGUUCUUGCGGGCACGCAAGUUCGACGUUGCACUGGCGAAAGCCAUGUUCAUCGACUGCGAAAACUGGCGAAAGAGUUUCGGCGUGGACGAGCUCAAGCGCUCAUUUGACUUCAAAGAGAAGGAACAAAUCAGCAAAUUCUAUCCUCAGUACUAUCACAAGACGGACAAAGAUGGUCGUCCAAUCUACAUUGAGCAGCUUGGUGGUAUUGACCUCAAAAAGAUGUACGAAAUCUCCACGCAUGAGCGCAUGAUUCAGAAUCUGGUCGUUGAGUAUGAAAAGUUCACCGACAACAGACUGCCUGCCUGCUCACGCAUGAAGGGCGAGUUGGUCGAGACGAGUUGCACCAUUAUGGACCUCAAGGGCGUCGGCAUCACCUCCAUUUCAAGUGUCUACUCCUAUGUCAAGUCGGCCAGUGCCAUCGGUCAAAAUUACUAUCCGGAGCGCAUGGGCAAGUUCUACAUGAUUAACGCACCUUGGGGCUUUUCUACUGCAUUCGGUAUGAUCAAGAGUUUGUUGGAUGAAGUCACCGCAAAGAAGAUUCACAUCCUUGGCUCGCACUACAAGGAUGAACUGCUCAAGCAAAUUCCUCCUCAGAACCUGCCCAAGAAGUUUGGUGGAACGAGUGAGACAGCAGGUCCAGUCGAGCUCUCUGAUGAAGGGCCAUGGACUGAUCCAGCAUUCGCAUCUCCAGCAGCUACGGCGACUGAGCCGAAGGCGGCACUCAUCAGUGGGACUGCCACUACCUCUGCGGCGAGUCCUGCAGCAGGCACGGCAGCGGCGAUCUAG